Molecule: messenger RNA, 1875 nt
Organism: Rotaria socialis
Lineage: Eukaryota; Metazoa; Rotifera; Eurotatoria; Philodinida; Philodinidae
Source: the annotation of a GenBank genome assembly
AUGUUUCUAGAUGAGAAAUCUAUUAAAUAUAGAAAUGUUAAUUUAUUCUCAUCUACAUUAAAAGGAAAUGUUACUCAACAAGCCGCAUCUAGACUUCUAGAACAUGUAACUUUUAAUAGAAAUUUUUAUCAUAAAACUCACAACAGUAACGGAAAUGCUGUUGAUGACUAUCAUCAAUCAUCGACUCAUAUUCAACGUAAUAAAAAAUAUUUUAGAAGAACCGAUAAAUGUAAUUCAUGGUUAUCAAAUUUGCCCACAAAAAGUGACACAUCUUUAAAUCGAUUACCUGUAUACAUUAAAUCCCCCUUAUAUAAACAUCAAUCACCCGAUUAUUUUUCAUCUGUUCAUAUUCAUCCUCAAACUAAAUAUUCAAAUUUUUCUAUAAAUCAACCUCAUAAUAUGCCUUUACAAUUUCAACCAAAUCAAAUUAUAUUAUCAAGUAAUGCUACUACAAACGAUAUUAAUCCACAAUAUGAAUCAUUAUCUCAACCUCUAAUUAUGAUACACAAGAAACGCCUUCGUCGUGAUCAGUUUUUAUCAACAAUGCAAAAUUGUAUUCAACCUCCUUAUAGUCAAAAUCAUUUCUAUGCAUUCGAUCAAAUAAAUAUGCUUAAAUUACAACGAAGUCUUCAUUCAACGAAUGAUAAACAUCAUACAAGUCUAAAACGAAAAUAUUUUGAUCGGUACAAUGAUGUUCAAUCUCAAGAUGAUUGCUCAGAUAUUCAACCUGAUCAAAUAUCUUUAUCGAAAAAAUAUAUAUCUUCCCCCCAUGAACAAUCAUUACCGAAAACAGCUGAUCAUAUUAGUAUAGAUAGAUAUCAUAAUGAAUUAAAAACUCCCGUAUCAUCAAAUGAUAAACCCGAACUAGAUUUUUCAGUAGAACAUAAAAAAUCGGAACAAUCCAAUUUAAUUGUUUCACAUUUAGAAAAAAUUUUAAAUCUAUGUACUGAACUACGAACUGUAGCUAAGGAUGUAGAAACUCAUCUUAACGAACAAUCUAGCACAAAAUCAAAUAUUGAUGAUAGAAAUCCAAUAGAAAUCUGUCAAUCUGAACGAACAACAAUAGAUAUCUAUCAAGAACUCGAUGUUCAACCAACGAUCAAUGAUCCACUACCAUAUGAAAUCACUAAUGAAACAUUAUCAAUACAUUCCGAUAGUAAUAAAUCUCAUCAGUUAAUGCCAACAGAAUCAUUUAAAACAAAAUCACCAAGUUUAACAACUUCAAAUACAGCAUUACGUAAAACUGAAGAUAUUUGUUUAUGCUUUUUGAAAUCAUUUCUUGACAAACAAAAUUGUUCGUUAAAUAUUGAUGAACAAGAAUAUUUAAAUGAACUUACAAAAGCAUAUUUACUUGGUAGACAACAUCGUGAGGACAGCGACAAAUGCCAAACAGUAGAAAACGAAAUAUUUCCAGACAAACAACAAGAAUCAAAUAAUGAUCUAUUAUUUGAUACUAAUAAUAACAAUCAAUCUAGUAGUCCAUCAUCUAUUUUAUUCUAUAAUAAUGAUGAAAAGGCCAAUGAUCAUUUGUCAACUACGAAAAAAAGUUCAAAUGGUUCAAUAAUUUCAUUAGUCGAAAAUGGCCAACAAGAGUUAUCGACUCUAUCGGGAAUAGGUAGCGUUAAGCAUCGAAUAUUCAUUAGCGAACCAAUUGCAAUCAAAGCAGCAAAUGCUUUACCUGGUAUUGGAACUAAAUAUGCUCAACAGUUAGCUCAAUGUGGAUUUUCAACAGUACGACGUCUACUUGGUUUUUAUUUAAUGAUUAAAGAUGAUCAACAUUUUGCUACUUGGCUUAAUAAUAAAGUACAAUUAUCAACGCAUUCAGCAUGGUUAUGCACGAAUGCACUUCGAGCUUGGUGUGAAGUACAUCUUUAA